Messenger RNA from Drosophila obscura, 645 nucleotides. RefSeq lists its product as uncharacterized. The transcript has 2 exons. Lineage: Eukaryota; Metazoa; Arthropoda; Insecta; Diptera; Drosophilidae. Bases 136 to 474 code for a protein of 112 amino acids. The record is from RefSeq and is a predicted model, not a curated record.
AAGGCCAAUAUCGCAUGCGACCUGAGGAUCCAUGGAGUUCCGUACGUCGAAGGUGAAAAGCUGAAACAUAUCUUCAACAACUUGUGCCUCAGCCUAAAUCACACGCCUGCGCCUGCUAUUAGGGAUAUCUAUCGUAUGAGGCCGAACAAAAAUCUUCCCCACUCCAUCGUUCACCCCAUCAUCAUUGUCAAGCUGGAACGGGUGCGCGACAAAGCGGCAUUACUGCGCAACAUCGCCCCAGUAUAUGUCAACGAGCAGCUUACCAGGGAAAACUACCAGAUUUUUAGAGAAGCUCUGAAAAUGAAGAAGCAUCGGAAGCUGCAAUCCGUGUUUACGCGCAGGGGUAUGGUUCACGUCAAAGUGACCCAAGAAAGUGAGAUCUGGGAAGUUCUCAAAAUUGAGGAUCUGAGGGAGAUGCAAGCUGCUACUGAGAGCCCUGCAGCUGGAGACGAGAAUAGCUCGUUUCGUCAAUAAUAUAACCAUAGGCAAAUUUUUCAUGUUAGCUAUAAGUAUUACCCAUCUAACCACUUUCCUGUAUUUUAUUUUUAAGUGGGCCCUUAACUGUACUUACUGUAAUGAAAUUUUUCGUUGUGUUAAAACACACUUGAUAUGGACGGUUCAUUAGAACUAACAAAUGUGAAUACA